This is a messenger RNA of Trypanosoma conorhini, 1944 nucleotides long. Its product is annotated as endosomal integral membrane protein. Gene Ontology annotation, cellular component: membrane. The record is from RefSeq and is a predicted model, not a curated record. NCBI's taxonomy places the organism in Eukaryota, Euglenozoa, Kinetoplastea, Trypanosomatida, Trypanosomatidae. Bases 1 to 1944 code for a protein of 647 amino acids. The transcript has a single exon. Gene Ontology annotation, biological process: protein localization to membrane.
AUGUGGGUGUCCCGUGCAGUCUGGGCGGUGCUUCUCGCCGCGGUCGCCAUGAUGACCGCGCCGUUGGUCGUGGACGCCUUUUACAUCCCCGGCGUGCAGCCCAAGUACUACGCGGAGGGCGAGAUGGUGCCGUUCAUGGUGAACUCGCUCCGCUCCCUGAAGGUGCUUUUUCCGCAGAGCUACUACAAGCUGCCGUUUUGUGCGCCCAAGACGCUUGAGACGAAGGCGGAGGCCAUUGGCGAGGUUAUCUGGGGGGAUUACAUCCAGAACUCCCUCUACUCGGUGCAGAUGAAGGAAAACUCCACCUGCACGCGGCUUCCCGGUUGCGACGUGGAGGAGAACAAUCGCGACAUUCGGAACAAAAUCGGCAUGCUGGAGAAGUACAUCGAGCGGGGCUACCGAGGCUUUAUGAACAUUGACAAUCUUCCCGUCUUUGGGGAUGCACUGCCCGGGUAUCUCGCCCCCUGCAGGGCCAAGUUAAAAGACAUGCAGUACACCUACUACCGCGGCUACCCCCUCGGUGUGCCCCGUAUGUGCGUGGGCAAGACACUCAUCAACAAUCACCUGGACUUUGUCAUUGAGUACAACACCGCUCCAGGGGAUAGCGAAAAGUUCAUGGUUGUUGGUCUAAGGGCGACACCCUACAGCAUUAAGCACGAAAGCAAUGCAAGCAGUUGUAACAAGGCUAUGAAGUUCAGAAAGGGCGAGAUGAAGGUUCUCACCACAGAUGACGUCCGUGCGGGUGCGAAGGUGUAUUGGACGUAUAGUGUCACAUGGCAGCCCUCAACCGUCCUUUGGGCGACACGUUGGGACGCCUACCUUCAUAGCUCCAUCGCAGACUCUAGUGCCACUUUUCAUUGGCUUUAUGUUUGCAGUAGCCUGCUGAUUGUGCUCUUGUGCGCCACCGCCGUCGCCACGGUAUUGAUGCGAGCAUUACACAAGGAUUUUAACCGUUACAAUUCUCCCGAUCCUGACGAUAAUCAGGAGGAGACGGGUUGGAAACUCGUGCAUGCCGAUGUGUUUCGUGUCCCAAAUAGGGCACCGCUGUUGGCAGCACUCGCGGGUAACGGGUUCCAGGUGUUGGCCAUGUUCACUGGGGUGUUACUCUUUGCGUUGUUGGGCUUCCUUUCCCCUGCGCGGCGUGGUGCUCUUCUGACCGCCAUCAUCCUGCUUUUCGUGUUUAUGUCCGUGGUGGCUGGGUAUGUGUGUGGGUUCCUGCUGAAGUAUUUUAACUGUCGUGAAUGGAGGCACGUGUUCUUCUGUGGCUGUGCCUUCCCUGGGACGAUACUCAUUAUCUACGCCUUUGCAAACACGAUCAACUGGGCGCACGGCUCCACGGACACCGUCUCCUUCUCCGUCCUGCUCACCAUAUUCUCGCUGUGGCUGCUGAUCAGUUUGCCGCUGACAGUGUUGGGUGCCUCCUUUUCAUUUAGGCAGGAGCCACUCACGAACCCCGUGAGAGUAGGCCGUCUGGCGCGGGAGAUCCCACCGCAGGUGUGGGCAAACAGUCCCGCUUUUUUGUACACCAUUCCCCCCAUCUUUCCCCUUUUCGCAAUUAUCUUGGAGCUGAAUUUUGUACUGCAGGCUCUCUGGGCCGGCCAGGUUUACUACGUCUUUGGCUUCCUUGCCCUGGUCUUUCUGCUCUGGGUCGCCAUUGCCGCCCUCGUGACGGUCUUCCACCUGUACUACGUGCUCUGCUACGAGAACCACCAGUGGUGGUGGAUCAGCUUCAUCCUCCCUGGGGGACUAGGAAUUCACGUUUUUCUCUACUCCAUCUACUUCUACGCGACGCAGCUUGCCAUCAGCUCGUUUGCCUCAACGCUGCUGUACUUUAUGUACAUGGGGCUGCUAUCCUACGCCUAUGGCCUCGCGGCAGGGGCGGUUGGGCUCGUUUCGGGCAUAUGUUUUGUGCGCAAGAUAUACGGGAGCAUCAAAGUUGACUGA